CGCACCGGGAGCGUUUCAGCAGCGGAGACUAUUGCCCGCCUGAUUUCGCAGACUUGCAGAUUUUGUUGAAAUGGUCAUUUUUCCUUGAAAUUUGUACCUCUACAAUAAGCGACACAGACACAUAAAAGGGUAGAGAUUUGCCAACUUUUCAAAAGUGUGGAUAUGGCAAAUACACUCGCAUUCUCAUCAGCAGAUAUGCAGGAACCAACUGGUCACCAUGACCUGAAUGAGCCACUUAUCGACCACUCAGAGGGCCAACACUUCUUGAAUGAAGCCUUCAAAAUUAUAAUCGAAGAGGUGCUCUGCAAGGGCACAGACAUCAAGCAGAAGGUUUGUGAGUGGAAGGAGCCGGAGGAGCUGGCUGUGCUGCUAGAUCUGGAGCUAAGGGCGACGGGGGAGCCACAACAUAGGCUCCUACAGAGAGUAAAAGAUGUUGCCAAGUACAGCAUCAAGACAAGUCACCCACGUUUUUUUAAUCAGCAGUUUGCAGGAGUGGACUAUCAUGCCUUGGCUGGACGAUUUGUAACGGAGGCACUCAACACUAACCUCUUCACCUAUGAGGUGGCCCCGGUGUUUGUGCUGAUGGAGAUGGAGGUCUUGAGAGGGCUGCGGCAGCUGGUUGGCUGGACACAAGGUGAUGGUCUUUUCUGUCCUGGUGGGUCUACUUCUAACAUGUAUGCCAUGAACCUCGCACGCUACAGACUCUUUCCUGAGGUCAAAAGCCAGGGGCUGUGGGGUCUCCCGCGACUUUCCGUCUUUACAUCUCCAGAGAGCCACUACUCUGUGAAGAAAGGGGCUGCUUUUCUGGGUAUUGGGACAGACAACGUCAUCAUGGUGAACGUAGAUGAUGGAGGCCAUAUGAUUCCAGAGGACCUUGAUGAAAAGAUACAACAAGCAAAAUCUCAGGGUGCAGUGCCUUUCCUUGUAAGCUGCACAGCAGGGACCACAGUGCAGGGUGCGUUUGACCCACUGGACCGCAUAGCUGAUGUCUGUGCAAAACACAAGCUCUGGAUGCAUGUUGAUGCUGCCUGGGGAGGGAGCGUGCUCUUUUCCAAGCAACACAGACAUCUGAUGAAAGGAGCUGACAGAGCAAACUCAGUAGCCUGGAAUCCACACAAGAUGCUGGUGGCCGGCCUGCAGUGCUCUGUCUUGCUGCUACAAGAUACCACGAACUUAUUACGGAAGUGCCACAGCGCCAACGCCACAUACCUCUUCCAGCAAGACAAAUUCUAUGAUGUGAAUCUGGACGUCGGGGAUAAGUCAGUACAGUGCAGCCGCAAGGUCGACUGUCUGAAGUUAUGGUUGAUGUGGAAAGCUGUUGGCUCCACUGGCUUGGCCGAGCGUGUAGACAAAGCUUUUGUUCAUGUAAGGUAUCUGGUAGAGCAGAUGAAGAAAAGAGAAGGAUUUCAUCUUUUGCGUGAGCCAGAGUUUGUGAAUGUAUGCUUCUGGUUUAUACCACCCAGUAUGAGAGGGAAGGAAGGAACUCCAGAUUACCAAGACAGAUUGGCAAAAGUGGCUCCAGUCAUCAAGGAACGCAUGAUGAAACAAGGCACUAUGAUGGUUGGCUACCAACCUUUGGGAAACAAGGUCAACUUUUUCCGCGUGACUGUUUUCUCUCCACUGAUUACACAAAAUGACAUGAACUUCUUCCUUGAUGAAAUUGAAAGACUUGGAAAUGACUUGUGAUGAAACAAUACAAUGUAUAAGAUGUGUACCCCUUCUCUAUCUAGAUUUUGGAGGUUAUGCACAAAGCCUGCCAUUGUGUCGCAAAUUAUAGCAAAUAAUCUAACUGUAACGAUUUAGAGAUGUGACUUGUUUGAUUUAGAAAGCUUUCAAGAUGUGACAAGAGAUACUAAACUCU
Molecule: messenger RNA, 1861 nt
Organism: Plectropomus leopardus (leopard coralgrouper)
Lineage: Eukaryota; Metazoa; Chordata; Actinopteri; Perciformes; Serranidae
Gene: csad
Product: cysteine sulfinic acid decarboxylase
Biological process (GO): taurine biosynthetic process; carboxylic acid metabolic process
Cellular component (GO): cytoplasm
Molecular function (GO): pyridoxal phosphate binding; sulfinoalanine decarboxylase activity
Source: RefSeq, a predicted model, not a curated record